ACGCAGACGAACGAGAGCGGCGGCCGCGGUCUCCCCGAGCGCCCCGCGGUCCGGCAGCCCGCGUCCCGCCGCCUCGCUCCGCCCCGGCUUCGCGGCCGGGACUACUGGGCCGUCCGCGCGGCCCCGCGGCCCGGGAGCCAUGUUGAGCGGGGGGCUCGGCCACGCGUGAGGCGGCCGGCGGCCCUCGCGGAACGGAAGGCGCGAGUGGGGCGCGGGAGGCCCGAGACGCCUCGGCGCGUCCGCCGCCGCCGCCGGACCUGCAUCCGCUCGCCCCGCGCGCCCGCCCGGAGCCCGCGGGCGCCGCACUUGCUGAAUUUUUUAAGUCACAUCCGACUGAUAGGAUGAAAAAGUUUAAGAGGAGACUGUCCCUCACGCUCAGGGGAAGCCAGACUAUCGAUGAGUCGCUGUCGGAGCUGGCCGAGCAGAUGACGAUAGAGGAAAGCAGUAGCAAAGACAACGAGCCUAUUGUGAAGAAUGGCAGGCCUCCAACUUCUCACAGUAUGCAUUCCUUCCUUCAUCAGUACACAGGCUCUUUCAAGAAGCCCCCAUUGCGAAGACCCCACAGUGUCAUUGGAGGAAGCCUUGGUUCCUUUAUGGCAAUGCCCAGAAAUGGAAGCAGAUUAGAUAUUGUUCAUGAAAAUCUGAAGAUGGGAUCAGAUGGUGAGAGUGAUCAAGCGUCUGGGACAUCAUCUGACGAAGUCCAGUCACCUACAGGUGUUUGCCUCAGGAAUCGUAUACACAGACGGAUCUCGAUGGAGGACUUGAAUAAGCGGCUGUCACUGCCCGCAGACAUCAGGAUACCUGAUGGCUACCUGGAGAAGCUGCAGAUCAGCAGCCCACCCUUCGACCAGCCCAUGAGCCGCAGGUCCCGCAGAGCUUCCUUAUCAGAAAUUGGGUUUGGGAAAAUGGAAACCUACAUCAAAUUGGAAAAGCUUGGAGAGGGUACAUAUGCAACAGUAUAUAAAGGAAGAAGUAAAUUGACAGAGAAUUUGGUGGCAUUAAAAGAGAUCCGCUUGGAGCAUGAAGAAGGUGCCCCCUGUACAGCCAUAAGAGAAGUUUCACUGUUAAAGGAUUUAAAACAUGCAAAUAUAGUAACCUUGCAUGACAUUGUUCACACAGAUAAAUCUUUGACUCUGGUCUUUGAGUAUCUGGACAAAGACUUGAAACAAUACAUGGAUGACUGUGGGAACAUCAUGAGUAUGCACAAUGUAAAGCUGUUCCUGUACCAAAUUCUCCGUGGUUUGGCAUAUUGCCAUAGAAGAAAAGUACUGCACCGGGACUUGAAACCACAGAACCUCCUCAUUAAUGAAAGAGGAGAACUAAAGCUGGCUGACUUUGGACUAGCCAGAGCCAAGUCAGUUCCCACAAAGACCUACUCAAAUGAAGUUGUCACACUGUGGUAUCGGCCACCUGAUGUGCUUCUUGGUUCCUCAGAGUACUCCACACAGAUUGACAUGUGGGGAGUUGGCUGUAUUUUCUUUGAAAUGGCUUCUGGAAGACCACUGUUUCCAGGGUCAACUGUAGAAGAUGAACUGCACUUAAUAUUUCGACUACUAGGAACUCCAUCUCAGGAAACUUGGCCUGGUAUUUCUUCAAAUGAUGAAUUCAAGAACUACAACUUCCCAAAAUAUAAGCCACAACCUCUAAUUAAUCAUGCACCCAGGUUAGAUUCUGAAGGAAUUGAGUUGAUAACAAAAUUUCUUCAGUAUGAGUCUAAGAAAAGGGUUCCAGCAGAAGAGGCCAUGAAACACGUGUACUUCCGAAGUCUAGGACCAAGAAUACAUGCUUUACCAGAAAGCGUAUCAAUAUUCAGUUUGAAAGAGAUUCAGUUGCAAAAGGACCCUGGUUUUCGAAAUUCUUCCUAUCCAGAGACAGGACAUGGGAAGAACAGAAGACAGAGCAUGCUCUUUUAAGUCUGGUAACAUGGUUUCAAGCCCAGCCCCAGCCUUUCUUAUCAGCCAUGGACUCAGAGCUGAAGGCAGUCAUUUCUUGUGCUGGACUUGGGAUCUCCGUGUGUCUACACUGUCCUCUUCACAGUGGAGUCUUUUUAUUUCAGACCUACAGAUUGUUUUUAUAUCUGUUGUCACAGUGUGACAAUUUUUUUUUUUUGUACAGUUGGUUUUAAGGUCUUCUCUGCCAGUAGAGCCAGUAGGUUACAACUAUCAACGUAACUGUAGCUGCAGGUUUGUGCAGGACUGAGAAACACAGUGCAUUAUUUAUUGCGGAAUCAUUGCUGCUAAAGAACUACUGUCUGUUUAUUUAACACAACAGUUGAAUGCCUGAAGAAGUUGCAGUGGCUUUAUUAUAUGUGAACGCAUCUGUUUCUCCUCACAAAUUGUUUUACUGCUGCAUUUUGUUUGUUCAUUUGUUUUUAAAAAUUAAACUACAGUGUUUCCUGGAAUGUAUAUUUAGCUUUGCUUAGCAGUAAAAUAAGUGAGCCGUCUUGAACACUCUUCAGUUUGUGCUGCAUAUAAUUUCUUAGAAACAUUGGCCAAUAGAGUAGCUGAGACACUGACAGCACAGUGCGUUUAGGAAGCAUGCAACGCAGGAGUUGAUUCCAGCAAGUGAGUAUCAGACACCAAUAAACUAAAACUCCACGUUAUUUAUUUUUACCUAUUCCUCAUCUUAGAAAUGGCUACUGCAUAUUUGUGUGCUACUACACUUAAUUAACUCUUAUUACACUGUGCUUUUAGUGAAGAUUUAACCAUGUGAGUCACUCAAACAGGAAAGGCCUUGCUGCUGUGUGUCUUAAGCACAUUUCUGUUAUUAGAUGAUACUUCAUUUUGAGGAACAGUUUCUUUCAUUUGUGGGCUGUGUGUGUUUCAAUAACAUUCACUUGGAAUCAGCUGAAAGCUGUACUGUCUUUAAAAUGAGCCAUGAUGAAUUAGAAAUGAGAAAUAAGAACCCAGAAGACUGCUCUAAAGCAUUGUGGGUAUUAUCUGCUCAUCAGAGACACUAACUAGUGUAACUUGAAUUAUGCAUCUCCUUGAACAUCACAAACACUUUGGUGUUGGUAACAGUGUUUUAGGCAUUUGUGUUCAUUUUUAAGGACUAUUGGUUAGUGCAUCUUACAACUAUAAAUCUUAAUUGGUAUAUUUUUGAAAUGGUCAUGUAAGUUUUUGCCUUAUAUCAUGAAAAUAGUUAUAACUUAAUUUUUGUCCUGCCAUUCACUGUAAACAUUCAGGGUCCUCUCAUUUCUGUUCAGGAAAUCCUGUAGUUUAUUGUUAUUAUUUAACAGUAUUAAGUGAGUUUUUGUAUAUUUCAUUUUAACUUUAUUUGUGAAUAGUGAUUGUGGCAUGUUCGGGGAUGUUAUUUUAAUAUUUCAUGAUACUGAAAUUUUAAUUUUUUUAAAAAAAGUUCUGGAAGAAACAGAUUCAUGUGUAAUGGUGAAUAUUGGACCACUACUGCUUUUCACAUUUGUCAACUGGUUUUAUGUUAAGCCCUGUAGCCUAACUGCUGUUAUUUCUAACUGACAGACAUGUAUUAAUCUUGUACUUUGAAGGUUAUAAAUAUUAUGUGAAAAUUCCUUCAUUUUGUUUUGAAGUUUAUAACUAAAUCUCCAUGCUGUAUAAAA
This is a messenger RNA of Meriones unguiculatus (Mongolian gerbil), 3574 nucleotides long. RefSeq names its product cyclin dependent kinase 17 (gene Cdk17). The transcript is spliced from 17 exons. Bases 342 to 1913 code for a protein of 523 amino acids. Lineage: Eukaryota; Metazoa; Chordata; Mammalia; Rodentia; Muridae. Gene Ontology annotation, cellular component: nucleus; cytoplasm. Gene Ontology annotation, biological process: protein phosphorylation. Gene Ontology annotation, molecular function: ATP binding; protein kinase activity. The record is from RefSeq and is a predicted model, not a curated record.